Molecule: messenger RNA, 2309 nt
Organism: Paramecium sonneborni
Lineage: Eukaryota; Ciliophora; Oligohymenophorea; Peniculida; Parameciidae
Source: the annotation of a GenBank genome assembly
AUGCAAAGUCAAAAAUCUGAAAGAUCUUAUCAAGAUCUUCUUUCUGCAAAUGAAUCAGAAUUUUUAAAUACAUAUUUUUUGCAUUUGAUAGGAGAUACAAUUCCUCAAUUUGUUUGCUAAUCAGAAUUAGUUAUGAGACAUAAAUUUGGAGCAAAAAUAGACAUCCAAAAACUAUAUUAAUAGAAGCGAAGUUUACAUAUAAAGCCUAAUAAAUAUAUGUUUUGUAAAUGCGACUUCAAACUUGAAAGUGUUGUGCAAUAAUUGCGAAAUUAAAUUUAAAAAUAUGAUUUUGAAGAAAAUGAAGAGUAUUUAAUGUAAAUUGAUUUAGAAAGAAAUCACCUUCAACAAGAAGGAAACUUUAUCAAUCUGUCUUACUGACAUCAUCAUUUUCAGAUGAUAUUCCAAUUUGUUAAAUAAAUUCUUGGAUUAUUUUAAAUGAUAUAAAAUUGGAAUUGAAAAAAGGAGAUAUAUUAUUAUUUAUUGUAAAAAUUAAGGCUAAUUCUUACAAUCUUAAUGGAUUAUAGACUUUAAUACAGAAUGAAAUUUAAUAAACAAAAGUACUAAUUAAAUAAAUAAGAGAUAUAAACAAGUGAUUACUUUGCACAAUAUAAGCCAAAUAUAUAUCCAAUACUAAUAAUAAAUGCAGACAUAAAUUAUCCUUAUUAAAAACUGGACUGUCAAGCCUAUUAUGUAGGUAAACAGAAUCUAAUGUACCAUUUCUUUUAAGAGUUAAGGAUAUAAGAUGUUGAGGCUAUAACAGAAGAUGUAAUCAAUUUGAUGUAAUAAUAAUAUAGUUGAUUUCAAAAUAUAAUAUAAAUAGAAUGAGUUAGGCAAGAAUUUUGGCUUAGAGAGAAGUAUUAGAACAUUAGAGGCUUGAGAAGAAAGUUGAUAGAUUUAAAAUAACUACUUUUGGAGUAGCAUUAGCUUUAGGGUUAAUGUACUUAUUAAAGAAAAAAAUUAUUAAAUGAGUUUAUUUAUAAAAUGAAUGAAAAAGACACUCUAAGUUUAUUACUUACUAAAAGAGAAAGAAUGGCUCAGAUGCAUUCUUAAUAAAGUAAGUUUUCAUAUUCUUAACAAAGUACGGAAUAAGAUUUUUGAAGUCAAAAGAAAACAGUUCGUAAGAUAAAGAAGUGUAUAAGAAAUAUCAAAAAUGUUAUAAGACUCUUAAUUUUUGAAUGAAGGAUUUAUAUCUUUAUUGAAUUUAUUGGAAGAAGAUCAGGAUGACAUUAAUUUUGCAUAUUUAUUGUAUUAUUGGGGUAUUUUGGAUGAUUUGGUUGAAGUGUUACAUAAUUAUAUGUAAUUAACAGAAUAGCAAUUGGUAUCUGUUUUAAAUAAUAAGAAUAGAUAGAUUUGACUAAAAUGAUUGCUUUUAUAGUAGUGAGUAAAGAUGCAAGUCAUUAUUUCAUAAAUACAAAGGCACCAUAAAUAUUAGAAAUAUUAUUAGCAAAUCAUAACAAUUUAUUAAUAAUUGAACAUGUAAUUAAUAUCAAUAUUAAAGAGUAUUUUAAUAAUUGGUAAUCUUGAGAAAUAUGAAUUAAAUAAUUAUUUCUUAAAUACUGUUAUUCCAAGACUUAAAAAUUAUUUAAUUAAUUUGAAUCCUCUUCCAGUAUAAUGUUUAGUAAAUUUCAGUUGGAUGAUCAAGAAUCGUAGAUUACCAUAAUAGGAAGAGAUUUAGAAAGAGUUAAUUUUGUUAUAAAAUGAAGAAAUAUUACAUGAAGCAAUUUAAUAUUUAGAAGUUUUAAAUAUUGAUGCAAAUUUGAUGGGUUAUUUAAUAAUGAAUGUUGAUCUAAUAAAUGAUGUAUAAUAAGUCUAACCUUAAUUAUUACUCGAUUUGAUUUAUUAAAAUUUAAAUAAAGAAAAUGCUAUAAAAGAAAUUACAAUUUUACUUAAUAAAUGUAUGUAAAUGGGUAAACUUAUGAUACUUUAAAGUGCUUUUAAAUUAGCUCAAAAUUAUAUGAUUUAAUCUGGUCUACCAUAUUUUAAUGAAAUAGUGGAAAAAAAGGUUAUAUAAUUAUUAAUAAUAUUUGAUCAAGAUAACAAAAAACAUCCAGGAUUAUUAAGAUCUAUGAUGUAAUAUUUAGAAACAUUCCACAUCAUGUAUCCAGAAAGUAGAUUCUCAGUAGAAUUUUACACGAGAUUAUUAGACACAAUAUAAUUAAGCCAUUUAAGAUUAUUAUCUAUUGUAAUGACUAGAAAUUCAGAGUUCAUUCAAAAUAUUGCCAAUAUUGGAGUUCAUAAAAAGAAAUUAUAAGAUCUUGCCAAUAAGAACCAUGAAGCAAAAGAAAUAUUAAAAAUAAUAUAUUUGUGAU